Messenger RNA from Ochlerotatus camptorhynchus, 1133 nucleotides. Its product is annotated as dehydrogenase/reductase SDR family protein 7-like. The transcript is spliced from 4 exons. NCBI's taxonomy places the organism in Eukaryota, Metazoa, Arthropoda, Insecta, Diptera, Culicidae. The record is from RefSeq and is a predicted model, not a curated record. Gene Ontology annotation, molecular function: oxidoreductase activity. Gene Ontology annotation, cellular component: membrane. Bases 147 to 1127 code for a protein of 326 amino acids.
AAAAAAAUCGAAAAAAUCUGACAAAAAUUAUCUUCUCUGUAACGUACUUUACUUGCUCCUGUCAUUUCUAAAUUAAUAAAUAACAUCAUUAAAUAUUUGUAUUUAUAACAAUUCAUGUGUCUUGUAAUCUAGUCAUCGAGAUUACUAUGAAACAACUGGAAGAAUCAACGGGUUUGUGUCGCUCAGAAGGAAGUUUUUUUUUGUGGAUUUUGUCCACAAUUAUGUUACCGUUUACCCUACCACAUAUGAUCUUCAAAAUUAUUGGAAUUGUUAAGGAACGGCGAUACAGAGAAUGCUUGCCUGGGAAGGUGGUUCUAAUUACUGGUGCCAGUUCAGGACUCGGGGAAGCUCUGGCACAUACAUUCUUCCUAGCAGGAUGUAAAGUUGUACUAGCUGCUAGGCGUAAGCAAGAAUUAGAGCGAGUUCGGAAAGAUCUACUUGCCCUUCAUACGACCGUUGUUACCCAUUCACCACUGGUAAUUCCAUUGGAUCUGUCGCAUAUUAACUCACUUCCUAAUAAGGUCAAAGAAGUUCUGGAGAUUCAUGGACAGAUAGACAUCCUAAUCAACAACGGUGGUGUAAGCGUUAGGUCGGACUGCAUCUCAACUGCAAUCGAGGUCGACAUCAAGGUGAUGUUGGUUAAUUACUUCGGUACGGUGGCAUUGUCCAAAGCUUGCCUCCCGUCAAUGAUAAAACGCAAGCAAGGUAGAAUCGUAUGUAUUUCUAGUGUGCAAGGUAAAUUCAGUAUUCCUCAACGUUCCGCUUAUGGUGCAUCAAAACAUGCCCUACAAGCGUUUUGUGAUAGUCUACGCGCAGAGAUGGCUGAACAUAAUGUAAAAGUAACCUUAGUUUCACCUGGUUACAUCAACACCGCGUUAUCUUUCAAUGCACUCACAGGAACUGGAAAUCAGUAUGGAAAAAUGGAUUCUACAACUACAUCAGGUGCAUCACCGGAGACUGUGGCUAAGCGAAUAUUGAAGGCAUUAUUGCGUGAUGAAGAUGAUAUUACUAUAGCGCCGAUCGCUCCAAGAGUAGCGUACUGGAUUCGUCAUCUUUGCCCGCCACUAUACUUUUGGAUAAUGGCAAGACGGGCAAGGAAGCUAGAUUUAUCGAAUAAGGACGAAUAAUGAAAA